Sinocyclocheilus anshuiensis is the source of this 398-nucleotide messenger RNA. Its product is annotated as C-C motif chemokine 2-like. The record is from RefSeq and is a predicted model, not a curated record. The transcript has 3 exons. Gene Ontology annotation, molecular function: chemokine activity. NCBI's taxonomy places the organism in Eukaryota, Metazoa, Chordata, Actinopteri, Cypriniformes, Cyprinidae. The coding region runs from base 12 to 377 and encodes 121 amino acids. Gene Ontology annotation, cellular component: extracellular region. Gene Ontology annotation, biological process: immune response.
CACAAGAGAAGAUGAGGUGUGUUUCUGUAACCCUUCUGCUGUGCCUGGCUACAAUGCUGCUCGCUCAAGUUACCUGCCAAAUAAGUGGCCGGUCAAAUUGCCUUUGUCUCAAGACAUCAAAUCGGGUUCCCCGCAAAGAAAAUAUUGAAAAUUACAUGAUGCAAAAUGCAGGCGUCUGCCAUAUUGAUGCUAUUUUGUUUAAAACUGUCAAAGGUCGCUUCAUUUGCGCUGAUCCACUAAGCCCUUCGGCAAGAAAUGCCAGGAAAUAUGUGGACAACAAGAAGGCAGCAGCAACAGCCCGUCCCGUAAACUCAGCAUCAACAUUUAAAACAGCAUCAAUGCUGAAUACCACAUCACAAUGGAAUAUAACGGGAUGAACUAAGAACUACUUCAUUUGA